Molecule: messenger RNA, 555 nt
Organism: Paraglomus brasilianum
Lineage: Eukaryota; Fungi; Glomeromycota; Glomeromycetes; Paraglomerales; Paraglomeraceae
Source: the annotation of a GenBank genome assembly
AUGAGCGAAAUAAAUGCCUUGUUAGACUGUAGUUACAAGAUUAAAGAAGAGCAUAUUGAAUCGAAGCGAAUCAAUCUCGAAACCACAACUGUUUACGAAGACAAAGUGCUCGACAUGCGAACGAGAAAAACGUUCAAAGACCGAGCUAAAAUCGCACGUUUUGUUACCGGUGGUCUUCGAUCGGUUCAAUCAGAUGUCCUACUAAUGUAUUAUAGUUUUACCAGAUUUAAUUAUCCAAAUCUUCACCGAAUGGCUCCUUCACUUAAAUAUGCGGAUCAUCUUAUUGAGCGGGCAAAGAGUGUUGCGUUAUUAAUACGCCCAUACAUUGCCAUUUAUUGGCGGAUGGAAUCGGCAAAGGCGUACAAUCUAGUUAAUUACAGCGUUCGUCUUGUUGAAUAUAUAGAAUGGAUUAAAAAAGAGAAGAAAAUGAAAAAUGUAUAUCGCUACGGACCAUUCACUUUCAACUUUUACACCUGGACGCACCUCAAUUCUUCUCUACCAACUUUUAACAACACGAUAUUCUUAUCGAUUAAGAGAGAAAGGGAUCAAUAUUAG